This is a messenger RNA of Parnassius mnemosyne (clouded apollo), 3243 nucleotides long. Lineage: Eukaryota; Metazoa; Arthropoda; Insecta; Lepidoptera; Papilionidae. The record is from the annotation of a GenBank genome assembly.
AUGGAGAAAAGGAAAGAAUCUUUAAGUGCACUAAAACUGUGUAGGUUUUGUUUGACACAAAAUGAAUCGCUGGGGAGCCUGUAUGACAGGCAUCAUACACCAAAGAAUUCUGUCGAUCUUCCUUUAAAAAUCUUAUCAUGCGUUUCAAUUGAGGUCUUCCCCUCAGACAAAAUGCCAUCUUUUAUAUGCAAUCAUUGCAGAUUUUUUAUGGAUCUCUUUUAUAAAUACAAGCAGAUCUGUCGUCAAUCUGAUGAGAAUAUAUUACAAUACAUUCAGAAUGGUACACCCUUGGAAUCUGUUCCUUGGCCUCCUUCUCUCAUUCAAGCAUAUCAAAAUUCAGUGAAAAAUGAGGUAGUAAAAACUGUAGUUGAGGGGGGUGCCACAGUGCAGGUCAGUACACAGGAUGUCUCCGACAGUGAUUAUGAAGAGGAGGAAAAUGUUUUCAAUGUAACGAUUGCUGAUGGUUUUGAUGAGGGGUCCAAGGCUGUUUCAACUUGCAUAAAAGUAGUGACCAGCAAAGACAAUCAAAAUAGUCCUAAAAAUUUCCAGAGACAGGAUAACAAAGAUAGCAAUAUUAUAGAGCCCAAGGAUAAAAUACUUAAGCAGAAUGAAUCGGGGGGUUUAGAAGAUGGUUGCUGGCCGUGCAAUGAAUGUGAACGUACCUAUCCCCUUCAGCAACUUUUAGAAUUACAUAAAAAGCAAAAACACAGAGAGAGAACUUUCCCAUGUGACCAGUGUGAUGCCAAAUUCUUUACUAAAUAUGAUUUGGGUACUCAUCAACUGCGCCAUUCGGAUGAAAUGCCAUUCCAGUGUGUUGCAUGUGACAAAAAGUUUAAACGUCUUAUUUUGCUAAAGCGUCAUGAAAAGAUAGUACAUUCUGAUUUACCACAGCAAGCUUGCGCCAAAUGCCCAGCAACUUUCUUAAGUGUAGAGGAACUAGAAGCUCACCAACAAAAGCAUACCUACGAGCCUAGAAAACGUUUUGGAUGUGCAUGUGGCAAAAAGUAUAGUGAUAAGGCAGCUCUGGAAAGACAUAAGGCAUUUGUGCGCUGCAGAAAUCCAGAUUUUUCCUGUGAAUACUGUCCUCAGCAAUUUACGUCGCUUACUAAACUAGCACGACACGUGCGUUCGCAUGCAGGCGAAAGACCUUAUCCCUGCAAACAUUGUGACAAGAGCUUCAUGAAGUCCCACCAUUACACAAGACAUCUGCGUGUCAAACAUCGUGAGAAUAUCCGUUCCGCUCGCGGACCCUUCGGCCAAGUGGAGCAGUACCGCUGUGAGCAGUGCGAGGACACCUUCUCUACUCAGGAUGAAUUAAUUUACCAUUCGGCGAUCCACGCCACUCAGAACCUUACCUGUCCUCUCUGCCAGGAGAAGUUCGAGAAUGUUGAUGAUGUCACUGCUCAUAUUAAAUCUCAUGUCAAUGGGGUAGAAUUCAUGUGCGAUUUUUGCGAGCUAGUUUUUACAACAAAAGAAAAAUUGGAGAGUCAUGUUUUACAGGCGCAUGAAGACGAAUUUGAUAAUGAAAUGGGACCGGAUGAAUCUUCCAUGGAAAUGGACGCAGAAGAUGAUGACGAUAAUAGCAUAAAUGUUAAAGAUGAAGGGGAUCACAUGGUUAUAGAAAUUAAAAAAGCAGAUGAUUACAUGUUACACAAUACUCGAGAGGAAUCUGAAGAAAAAUGCGAAAUCACAAACUCUGAAGACAGUGAACCAGAGACAACCUACACCGAAUUAUCGACAGUCGACACAUUAGCGAUAAUCAAAAAGGACUUACCAACCAAGGCAACGAUAGAAAGCCCACAAACAAAUGUCACUAUGGCUACAGUCACUAGUGUCAAGCCUGCUGCGGAUAAAAAUGAUCAGGCCGCCAGGGACACACAAACAGCCAGUAUCUUAAGGAAAGCUGAAGAAGUAAAACGCAAAUCAACUCAAAAAGGAAAUGAAGAUAUAGAAAAAAAAGAAAAAACGAACAUCAAAUCAGAAAGCAACAACAGUGUUGGCGCCAGUAAUAAAUCAUUACAAUUGUUAGAAAAGGAAUUGCAGGAACUGAAGCGGACGAAUAAUACAAGAUUUGAACUUAAAGCAAUGGAACCGAUGAGAAAUAAACGCCCGCAAGUGCAUACAUCAACUCCUAAAACGAAAGCUGUUGAAGAAAAGAAAGCUAUAAUAACCACGAAAACGCCCGUAAUUGAGAAAAAAGUACUAGAGCGACGCGUUAUAACCAAAGAAAAUAAAGAACCGAAAGAAAUCAAGGAGAUAAAAGUUGUUAACACCAACACCAAAGAAGAGAAAGAAAUCAAAGAAAAGGACGUCACAAUUACACCGAAGAGUGUUAUUAAAAAUGGAAAUGCCGAUAAAGGCCAAACAGACGAAGGGAUACGUCGUUCAACGCGACCAUCCAAAAUUAAAGAUUAUGCGAAAAUGAUCCGCGACAGAUCUCAUCCCGACGAAGAUGACUCCGAUGACGCUGAUGACGAAGAGUACAGAGCUGACAAGCCACUAGAGAAGCCAAAAGGACGUAAAAGUGCUGUGAAGGUGCAGCCUAAAAUGAUACAAACUACACUCACAGCUACUACACAGACCAAAGUAGCACAAACGCCCGAAGUGGCGCCUACUCCGCCAAGAAAACGUGGCCGACCACGUAAAGAACCGCUAAAAGAAGUACCUUCAAAAAUAAAGAAGGACGCCAAAGAAACAAAUGAAGGAAAUAAUCAGUCAAGCACGACAGAAUUGGACGAAUCAAAUAGAACUAAGGAGUUAUCUACAGAUGAAAAAACAAAUGUAGGCAAUAAAAACAGCAAUCCCAUGGAAAAUUCCUCUGAAGGAACAAAGACUAAUACUGAACAAGCACAAACUGCAGCUGGAUUGCUAGUCGCACCUUCUGGACAAACCUUAAAAAAGGUGCCAAUAAAAGCGUUACCACCGGGUGUGAAACCAUUACCUCUGCCCGUAUCUGCCAGACCAAUGGCUACCGGUGAAUUGUGCGAAAUGCAAAUAGGAAAGAAAAUGGUUAAGGUACAGAAAAUAGUUAUGACCAAAGCUGAAGUAGAAGCAAUGGCGAAGAAAGGACUUGUGGAAAUGAAGGAUGGUACCAUGGUUCUAAAGCAAGGCAUAAAAUUACCAACAGCUGAUCCCGUAUCAAUGAGAUCUUCGCUAGUCAGUGAAGGAGAUGCAGUCAAAGAAUCUCCGACCAAGAAGGAUAAGGCUGCCCCGAGUAGAUGCGAACUUGAUGACGAUACAUAA